AUGAAUACGCAACAUGACACCAGGGAUCCUUCUUAUGCAAGCGUCAUUGAUGGAGAUUUGGCUCAAGACGAGCCAGGAACAUACUUGCUCUUCCCUAGAUGUAAACCAAUAACAGAUCUGAUUUGGUUCGAUAAUCUCUUUGGGGCCUCUGAUGAAGAUACAGAAUCCUGGGCUGUAUGA
Messenger RNA from Prunus armeniaca (apricot), 180 nucleotides. The record is from the annotation of a GenBank genome assembly. NCBI's taxonomy places the organism in Eukaryota, Viridiplantae, Streptophyta, Magnoliopsida, Rosales, Rosaceae.